Messenger RNA from Monodelphis domestica (gray short-tailed opossum), 4654 nucleotides. RefSeq names its product neutral cholesterol ester hydrolase 1 (gene NCEH1). Lineage: Eukaryota; Metazoa; Chordata; Mammalia; Didelphimorphia; Didelphidae. Gene Ontology annotation, molecular function: carboxylic ester hydrolase activity. The record is from RefSeq and is a predicted model, not a curated record. Gene Ontology annotation, cellular component: membrane.
CACCUGCCCCGGAGGAAGGAGGCACAUCACUGCUGCCCAGCACAGAGGUGGUAGCCAGGCCUAGCCCGCACCGGGGGUGAGGAGUGUAGUACCCUGCGCUGUCCUCCAGAGUCCGCUGCGUCCAGCAGAGCGAGCCCCCCCCCCCCCCCCUCCCCCUCCGCCGCCUCUGCCAGCCGCGGCGCGCACUGACAGUUUGCAAGGACACCCCGAAGGCGGCGCAUCAGCGCGCGGACUUCCUUCAGGCGCUGCCGCUGAUUGGCUCCCGGAGGUUUUAAGAAACCCAGGGAAGAACGCUGUAACCUUGCAGAAACUUGCUGCUGCUGCCGCCGGGCUCUCGGCUGCGCGCUCGGGUUUCUCCCCUCCUCUCCUUUGCCCACUCACCCACCGCCUCCCUCCUCCGCCGCCGUGGCUAUGGGACAGCCGACCCCGAGUAGGCUGCGGCGCUUCUGGGUGGUGUCCACCAUCCUGGUCAGCCUGCUCGCCUACUACAUGUACAUCCCCUUGCCCGCCGACAUCUCUGAUCCCUGGAAGCUGAUGCUCCUGGAUGCCACCUUCAGGAGCGCGCAGCAGCUGAGUCAUCUGAUCCAGUAUGUGGGCCUCAGCCAUCAUCUCCUCGCCCUGAAUUUCAUCAUCGUUUCUUUCGGCAGGAAAAGCGCCUGGUCAUCUACAAAUGUUCAGAUCACUGAUACCAAUUUUGAUGGUGUCGAAGUUAGAGUUUUUGAAGGCUUCCCAAAGACUAAAGACCCAUUGAAGAGUGGUGUGCUUUACAUUCAUGGAGGAGGAUGGGCCCUGGCAAGCGCAAGAAUUAGCUAUUACGAUGAACUCUGUUCAGCAAUGGCGGAGGAGCUGAAUGCCGUCAUCGUCUCCGUGGAAUACAGACUGGUCCCAAAGGUUCAUUUUCCUGAACAGCUCUAUGAUAUAGAUCGGGCAGCCAGGUACUUCCUACAGCCUGAGGUCCUGGAGAAGUAUUCUGUCGACCCAGCAAGAAUAGCCAUUUCUGGAGACAGUGCUGGUGGGAAUUUGGCUGCAGCUCUGGGUCAGGAGUUUAGCAAAGACGCCACCUUGAGGAACAAAAUCAAGCUCCAAGCUUUGAUCUACCCGGUCCUCCAAGCUCUUGACUUCAACACCCCCUCCUACCAGCAGAAUGCCAACUCCCCCAUCCUGCCCCGCCACGUCAUGGUCAGAUACUGGAUCGACUAUUUAAAAGGGAACCAGGAUUUUGUCCAGGCCAUGUUGGUCAACAACCACACCUCCUCGGACAUGGAGAUGGCUGCCACUCUCAGGGCCCGGCUCAACUGGCUUUCCCUCUUGCCCAAAUCCAUCACCAAGAACUACAGACCCGUCAUGAAGAAGGUGGGCAAUUCUCAGAUCGUCCAAGAGCUCCCCCAGCUCCUGGAUGCUCGCUCAGCCCCGCUGAUCGCAGACCAAGAGAUCCUUCAGAACCUGCCAAAGACUUAUAUCUUGACCUGUGAGCACGAUGUCCUCAGGGACGAUGGCAUCAUGUAUGUCAAGCGCUUGGAGAGUGCCGGUGUGGAGGUGACCCAUGACCACUUUAAGGAUGCCUUCCACGGCUGCAUGAUUUUUACUUCCUGGCCCACCAAUUUCUCGGUGGGAGUUCGGACUAGGGACAGCUACAUUAAGUGGCUGAAGCAAAACCUGUGAAGAGAGACGCAUCCCAGAGAGGGCAUGUGAACCCCUUUUGACCAAUUGCAAUCACUAGGGAUCACUGAGCACUUUCUUACUUACCCCAGGCGACCACCAGGCCAUGGUGCUUCUAGUCAGGGAGAGGCCAAGUGAUAAAUUUUGAUGAGCUUGACUAAUCUCUAUCAGUAUAGAAGAUUUGAAUCGGUUCCCAAACUGGGCUAAGCAGCCUCCUGGGCCACUCAGAUGGCUGCUGAGGUCCCAAACUACCAAAGGAUUCUGGGAAAGCAUAUUCUUCCCCUGGAAGUGACUCUUUGUACUAGAAGACCUUCUACAGAGGAAAACAUGUGGGUCCUGUUUGAUGAAUUUUAUGUAAAUUUGGUUCCCUUUUGCAAAUAACUUAUUUAUAAAUCAGUCAAUUACUUAAAGGUCUAAAAUACACCCUUCUGUCCCGUCCCUGCCCAUGGAAUGCCUUUGUUCCUCUUUUGCACAGAUGGUCUUUCUCCUAGGGACAUGGGCUUCAUUCCUCCUAAGCGUCUUUUGUAAAGGAUGAUAAUCCACUCAUCCUUUGGGAUUAUAGUCUUUCUUUAAAGUUCGCUUUUAACCACUGCUGUUAGAGAACAAAUUACUAAUGUGUUAGUAUGAUUUACACUGGAUUUUGUACAUAGUUAAGAGUUUUAGUUUUCAUGUGGCAUUAGAGUACAUGCAAUCUCUGUGGGGUAAGGGGGGUGGAGAGGGAUUUGGGGGUAAAUGUAUUUCUUUUGAGAAUGAACUUUCUAUAGAUAAUAAAUGGAAAAGACCUAUCCACUGAAAGAUUAUAUUUAAUAUUGAAGUAUAAAUAACCUUCAAGAAGACAUGUGUGAUGUGCCAGUAGGUAAGAGGGCACACUUACUCCCAGGCUCAAGUUAUGGCAUAAACCCUGAGAGCUCUUAUAAUCUACUUUUGAAGCUUUUCAGCUCAUCCAUUUAUGAUGUGACUGAUUUUUUUGAUGGGGAACAUUGUGACGCGUGAGUCAUUUGAUUGAUUUUUUUGUGUGUGUUUGCCAUUCUCCAAGGUGAUGUCACACUAUCAUUUCCAUCUGGCCCCUUUUCUCAGCUUCUCGAGGGCCAUGACCAUGGACCAUUCAUGCACCCAACACGUCAGGAAAUUGAUCUGAUCAGAUCGAAGUUCCAUGAGAAGUUGUCCUGGUGUUUUCGAUGAAUACAUACAUGCAAGUUUAAAAGUUCCAAACCAAAGUUCCACUUUUUGCACAACUUCGAAUGUUUGUCACUUAGUAAUCUGGGCUUAUCUUGACUUGGGUGAAUGGGAGAAUACGACUGUAUCUUCUCUUCUGGGCACAGAGGGUACAAUCGAUCUUGUUUGACUCUUCUCCCUGCAGUAUUUUUCUUCUGUCCCAGGGAGCACUGCUGAGCACAAAGAAAACAUUUUGGAAAACUUUUCUAAGCCCAUGAUGGACCAUCUCAAAUAGGUCAUUCUCUCCAGUAGAAUUAUCUCCCCAUCCACUAUGGCAGCCAUCGCUCUCUGUAUCUGUGGACCAUACCCAUAGCCUCCUGGGGACCUACUUGAGGUGCACAAAGGCAUUGUAUAUAUAGCUGAGGAAUAGAAGCUGUAUUCCCCUAGAAAUAAAGACUAGCUAUCCUUCCCUUUUAUCACUUGUGACAGCCAGCUCCCUACCAUAGGUCAGAGCCACCAAAGAGGGGCUAUGGGAUAUGAGGCUACACACACACACACACACACACACACACACACACACACACACACACAGAGUCAAUAUCAUCCUUUUUAAAAAAAAUUGUAUUUGAUGAGCCAGAGGCCAAAGCAUUUCAUGUUAGAAAAGUAACUGUAAUAAUAAAUAAAAGAUACAUAAAGAUAUGUAUCAUUUAUAGAUACGUAUCUAUAAAAGAACUCCACUAUCAAUAAGAUGGACGUUGCUUUUUUGCCCUUUCCUUCAUGGUUCCUGCUCCUGCCAGCUUUAUUUCACAUAAAUAGAGGCUGUUGUCAUUGUUCUACCAAAGAUUUGCUCUGUAGAAAAUUGGGAUUUUAAUUCUGGCCAUGUAAUAAAUAAGCCACCCCUUAUAAAAUCCAGUUCUUUUAAAAAUGCAAUUCCAAGACCAAGUUAGAGUCAUACAGUAAUAUGUUGUAACCAUUUAAAAUGAUUUUUGCUGCUAAGAUUAGGAAUAUCUGAAAGAUACUACAUAUUUCUUAAAGAGCUUCUAAAAACGACAAUUUCUGGAAUUAUGAAGAAGAUUCCCUUGGGGGAAUUGAGUGAUCAGAUUCAGAUGGUAGACCUCUCACAGAAAUUCUCUCAUUUCACUAAAAAUAGAUGAUUAAAAACAUAUGAGUUGCCAGUCUUCUUUCUUAUUUAUAUAGAACUAUGGACUUGAACUAUGCCAGGAAAGCUGGGUUUAUCCUGAUUUUCCCCCAACUCCUACUAGAACAAAAUUCAUUGACUUGUAGAAUUAGAAUGGAAGAGACCUUAAAGGUCUAUUUCACAAAUGAGAAAAUUGAAGCAUCAAGAUUUUUUUUUUCUUAAAAGUGUUUACUUGCCUGAAGUCACAGUUUCUUGGAAUGAUGUUAGUGAUCAUGGAUACAAUAAAAGCUAUAAGAAUGAUCAGCUCAAAAACUUGGAAGAAUUUUUAUGGGGGGGGGUUCUUCAGUGGUCAUUUUAGACUUUUAAAGACGUUUUAUUUGGAAUUUUUAAAGUUUUGCACAUUGUUUCAGUGUCAGGGCCUCUAUUUGUUUUUCUGUUUUAUAAAAACGUGUUUUAUUAAAAAAUAACUGUUCUUUCCUGAUAGUGGUGUUGAUGUGAAAUAUGAAGAAAAAGGCUUUGGGAGUUAAGUAGUACAAAAAAUGAUUAAUUCACUUUUACAUUUUAACUUUUAUUUGUGAAGAAUUGAAGAGUAGGCUGGAUGUCCUUUGUUUGGGGGAAUCUGCAUGACUUUUGACUUUUUGUUCAUUUGUUUAGUUCCAACCCCCAGAAAAGAGAAUAAAGAAAAAAAUUACAAAGCAAAAA